AAAAUGCUAACUCAGUUCCGGGUUUUAGGGCUCACCACUAAAUGCAUUAACCAUCAACACUUGUUGCUUUAAGGGGAGGAGGCGUAUCAUGUCAGAGGAUGGCCCUUUUAUUUGAAUAUACGCUAGUUCAGCGGGGCUGGCGUUGGGUUGCGUAGUGUGUUUUUCGGCUUGGGAAGCGAGUAUACCAGGACACCGUGAUUGUCGGUAAUGCUUACCAUCCUGGUCUGUAUUUAACGUUUGAAUGAUAUCAUUUAGCUAGUAAGGUGUUAUUGCACCACGCGCUCACACAGAGGGGAUUGCACUGCUUGCUAACGAGAAUAUGGACUUGCACAUAUUGGACCACAGGCUACGGGUCACCAGUAUAUCCAAGAAUGGACUGGCGAAUUUCACACACUCACUGAUUAAACUCAUAUUUCUCCGGAACAGGACACGAUGCAAGUUUUUCAGUCUCACGGAGACACCAGAGAACUACACAGUUGUCCUUGAUGAGGAAGGAUUUAAAGAGCUCCAGCCCUCAGAGCAUCUCCAGGUAGAGAGCUCCAUCUGGCUGCCGUUGAAUGUGGUCUCCAACGGCAACGCCUCAAGCAGCUCACAGGCUGUCGGUGUGACCAAGAUCGCCAAGUCGGUCAUCGCCCCACUGGCCCAGCAGCAUGUCUCUGUCUUCAUGCUCUCCACUUAUCAGACUGACUUUAUCCUGGUAAAAGAGAAAGACCUGUCUGUAGUCAUCAGCACUCUGGAAGAAGAGUUCAAUAUCUACAAGGAGGUGAAAGGAGAUUGUGUCCCUGUGCAUGGCCAGGAUGUUUCCAAUGGCCUUCAAAAGAACGGCAAAGAAGCCAUCCAGCCUACAGUUCACCCAGUGCUGAUCCCAAAGAACCACUUCUGUGUCAUGUCCUUGGACCCGGACACACUGCCGUCCAUUGCCACCACACUCAUGGAUGUUCUCUUCUAUUCCACCAGUCCUAAAGAGGACAUGCAGUCAUCUCCCAGCCAAGACCUGGACUGUAUCAAGUUCUUUUCCUUCUCCCUUAUCGAUGGCUACAUCUCACUGGUGAUGGACACUGAGGCUCAGAGAAAGUUUCCUGCAGAUCUUCUCUUCACCAGCUCCUCUGGGGAGCUGUGGAGAAUGGUUCGCAUAGGGGGACAACCGCUGGGCUUCGAUGAAUGUGGUAUAGUUGCUCAGAUAUCUCAGCCUCUGGCUGACAGUGACAUCUCUGCCUAUUACAUAAGCACCUUCAGCUUCGACCAUGCUCUGGUCCCCGAGGAGGACAUAGUAAGUGUGGCAGACAUGCUCCAUCAUCAGAGGAAUGAACCAGCCAACAGCUGAUUUCUGAAGUUACAUCUGAGCUGGGCGAUCCUGGCUGCCAGUGGCCAGGAGUGGCAGGUCAGCAGGCAAGGAGGUUUACUCUGUGCCUAGACUAGCACUGGACUGCUAGCAGUAUUACCUACUAUAAACUUGCAAUGAAGCGCUUCUUUGUGGCGUGCACAUACAUUUUGCCUGUGAGGCCUCCUGUCUUACCUUUCCCAAGGCAGGAUGCACUGAGUCCCAGAGGGCCCACCAUGUCGCACAAGCACACCAAAAUGCAAAAAAGUGAGACCUAUAACCAUGAAUGAUGGACUCUCUUGCUCUCUUAUAUAGAGACUCGUUGAAUGGUCUGAACUGUUUAUUUUGCUACAUACAGCAGAACACACAUAUAUUUCACCGGUGGUAUAAACAUAACAGUAAUGUUUAUAUCACAAUGUUUUAUGAAGAAUCUUAGUUUGGAAGUAGUCUGGAAUUUUCAUGCAAAAUGAAACUUUUUGUUUGUUUAAACAACACGGCUCUCCCAUUUCAGAAUGUGCAGGUAGUUCUUGUGUAUUCACUGCUACAAUUUUUUCUUUUUCUUUUGGUCAGCAUAUCCUAACUAUAGGUCAUUAACACUAGGUCUUUUUGUUAUUUGCACAAUAGACUUGUUAGCUAAUAUCACUUGGACGUUUUCUUUGGUAGAUCUACAUUUUGUACAAUUUAAAGGAAAAAGUAUUCUAUAGAAAUGUAUAAUUUUUGUGCUGCUUCAUUCAAUAAAGAGUAUAGAAAACAGGAA
Molecule: messenger RNA, 2078 nt
Organism: Monopterus albus (swamp eel)
Lineage: Eukaryota; Metazoa; Chordata; Actinopteri; Synbranchiformes; Synbranchidae
Gene: castor1
Product: cytosolic arginine sensor for mTORC1 subunit 1
Exons: 9
Coding region: 320-1324 (334 amino acids)
Biological process (GO): negative regulation of TORC1 signaling
Molecular function (GO): arginine binding
Source: RefSeq, a predicted model, not a curated record